AUGGUUGGGGUAGAUCUCUUGGUGACUUCUUUAACCCCAAUGCAAAUGGAGGUGGAUGGUGACUCCUUGGUCUUUCCCGUGCCUGUCUGUACGAGGGCGGCUCUUACACAGGUGGUCGAUUUGUGUGCUGGGAUGGGAGGUUUUACUGCUGUGAUUGAUCGGCUUGGAUUUCAUGCCAAGGCAGGGGUGGAUCACAAUGGGAUUUGGCGUGGACUUUACCAGUCGUUGCAUGAGGGGGCCACUUUUCAUGCUGGGGACCUUAUGGACUCGGUUGUGCUUCGUGAACUCCUUGGUCAAGGGUUGUUUCAUGGCAUUGUUUGCUCUGGCAUUGCCUGUCAGCCUCAUUCAGUUCUUGGGGAUCGCAGAGGCAUGUCUGACCCCCGUGCUGAGUCGCUUCCUAAGUCCCUUCACCUUGGUUGGUUGCUCCAAGCUGCAGUUUUGAUUCUUGAGUGCACCCCUGAGAUUUUGCGAGAUGCUCAGGCCCAAGAGAUGCUUCGACAGUUUUGUGUUGCCACAGGGUACCGACUCACCCAAAGCAUCCUCAAAUUGGGAAACACAUGGUGCACAAGGCGUGACCGAUGGAUUGCAGUUUUGACAGCCCCAGUUGUCCAGGUUUGUGAACUUCCUGACAUGCCAAAGGGUGACCAAAUCCGUGUGAUUCAUGACCUCAUCCCUGCCUUCACCCCCUGGCACCAGUUUGAUCAAGAUCAAUUGGUUUUGAACUUGUAUGAGUUGUCCAAGUACUAUCAAUAUGCAGCGGGGGGUAUGGAUGCGGUUUGGAUUCGGGUCAUGGAACAGCUGCCUACCUUACUUCACAGUGCUGGCAAUCAGAUGUACACCUGCGCAUGUGGAUGCAGGGCAGCCCUCUCGGAAGCCAGGUUGAAACAGCGUGGAUUGGUAGGAACUUUGACUCGUUUGGACACCUGUCAGACACACAUGAACCAGUGCAUGCAACAUGCCAGAUAUCUGCACCCGUUGGAGAUGUGGGUUUUGAUGGGGGGCAGUCCCAAAGUCUCCAUGGGACACAACCUGCGGCUUGCAAUGUCGGGAGUUGGCCAAGCAGUCUCGCCGUUGAUGGGGCUUUGGAUUUUUGCCCAUGUCCGUCAAUGCCUGGAUAGGACUUUUGAGGUGUCUCCAUGCCAACCCAUGCAGGUUCUCACUGCUUACAUGGACCAGGUAAUUGCUGAAUGUAGGGAAAAAUGGCCUGUUCCAGUGCCUCCCACUGCGGUGGAUGCUGUUUCUGAUGAUCCAAUUGAGGAUGUUGAUUCCCCAGCCCAUGCUUGCAUCACGCUCAGCCGCCCGUGCUCAGGUGAUGCGGAUCUCCAGCUGAAGAUCUCCCCCAAUGCCACUGGUAUGGACUUGCUUGCGGCAGAGCAGAAACUUGGGAAUGAUGUCACAGGUUUUCAGCUUCGGGUUGAUGGGGAAUCCCUGGAUUUGGCCUCAGUUUUGCCGUCGAAGUCCCUUGUGUCCCUUGUCCCUCCCACGUGGACUGAAGCGUCUGUGUAUGCCGAUCCUGUCAUUCCAUGCUGCUUGACUGCUGAUGAGCUUCUCCGAUAUGUCCGAGCUGCUGAUGCAACUGAUCCGGGUCCGGUCACUGAUUUUGGUGUCCUUCAGCAACUGCGUGCCCCGACCAUGUCCAGAUGUGAAAGGGUCAGUUUGCUUGACAUGCAGGGACCGGUUUGGGGUGAUGAUGAGGUCUUACAUGGACUUUUGCAAACCGCCAUUGGUACAGACUGUGAUCAGCAUGUACAUGUGUGGGACCCUCUUUUGAUCACUGGCUUGGUUCAGCAUGAGGUCUCAGCCACUUGGGCUCGGUUGAUUGCACAGCUUGGGUUUGAAGCGACUGUGGUUUCUGCGGUGUUGCUGGGAGGACAUUGGAACCCCUUGGUGUGGCGUGUUGAUGGUGUUGGAGCUAAGCUGCACACUUUGUCGGUUACUCCUGAGUUUGAACAUGUCAUGAUUGCCUUGAGCCGGGUGAUUGACUUGCACCGGGGGGGAGCCAUGGGGGUCUGGAAGGCCCACUCAGUUGGAUUUACACCUGUGGGUUAUUGCGGGGCUCUGGUGAUUGCGUUUGUCAGGCAUCUGCUUUGGGGCUGGCUCAUGGUGACUGAUCCUGACUCCUUGGUUUAUUACUCUGGUGGACUUCGCAAGGAGUUUGUUGAUUUGGUUCCUGACUUGUGUCGUCGUCCCUAUCUUGCUGGACUUGGUGUGUCAUUGCAAGGGCGUCUUGCUGAACUUUUGACCCAACAUGGUGUGAGCCCACAUGAUGCUCCUGGAAGAGCGACAGCGGCCAUUAAAGCCUUAGGGGAACUUGAAGUUGGCAAGGCUGUUGAUGCUGGCAAUCCAUGGAAGGAGUGGAAAUGGUUAGGCAAUCAGUGCCGGCCUCCCUUUAUGCUUGUGCGGCCUCAAGAACUGCAAGCCCAAAUUGACAAACGCUCCGCUGACAAGCCCAUCGGCCAAAAGCGCCACAAACACCACAAAUCCAAAGGGCAUGGAAAGGGCAAUUUUGCCCCUGUCAGUGUGGACCCUACCCUGCUGCGUCUUGAGCCUGGAGUUUUUCAAAGUGAGAAUGGUCAGCCUCUUUCUCAAAUCGGCUUAGCUCAGGUCCGGUCUUCUGCCUCAGGGGUUGUGGUUGUGUCUGUUGCUGCCAUUGACCCGUAUCUUCAAGCCCAGCAUCCUUUGUCCUCCGGUCCUUUGGCCUUGUUUGUUGUUGAUGCACAGACUCCUCCUGCCACGGGGUUGCCCAUGUCUCCACAAAGGGUUCCCUUGGUCUGCGCUGCCAACUCCGAACCACUGCUUGUUGAUGGAUUUUUGAUUCAGCUUGGUGCGGUCCCUGUGUGUCGUACUCCCAUUCAGCAGAGUUGUGAGGUUCAGAGUAUCCCCACCUGUGUCGUCAAGGCAAUGGUCUUCAGGGAUCAGACAUCUGUCCCAUGGGAAGAAGUGAUUGCACACCCCAUGUUGCAUAUCUUUGCUCAGGUCCCGCCCUUGCAAACAUGCAAGGAUUCCGAAUGCUGUGGAUGUGAGGGCUGGCACCGCACUGAGUCACUGCCAAUGGACUCACCAGUGAUGGAGCUGUGGGGGAAGCAAUGGUUGAGGCUGGACUUUAGUCAGGUGUCGCCUUCUGAUGCGGAGUUGUUUACAGCCCACAUCCGGUUGCCAGAGCAGCUGCAACAGCUUGUGCAGCAUUUCUCGGGGCAUGGGGGUGUUUACUUGGAACCCAAGUCUCUUGAUGGCAGGCGUCCUUCCCAGGAGUUCCAAGUGGUAUGGCUUCCCAAGGCUGAUCAUGCUCAACUCAUGGUCCAAAGACAGACGGUUCCACAUGUUGUUGGCCUUGCCCGUCUGGGCAACAAGAUGGGCUUGCGUUGCUGUACUGUGCAUGCUGCUGAGGUUUUUGCACUGGUUAAGCCGGGUCACACAUUUCUCCCUCCUGGGCGUCGGCACACGUACUUGGUUGGUCCUUUUGCUUUUGGAACUUUGCAGUCGUCGGUGGCUAAGGUUCUUCUUGACAAUGGCUGGGUGGCGAAGCCCAUUCAGGAACCUCCACAGAAGCUCAUACGUAUGGUGCAUGGUGAUGUCGUCAUUGCCAAGGAGACUGACCAGGAGUUGCCAGAUAGAAGUGUACCCAAAGUUGUUGCCACGUCAGCCACGGAGUCCUUUGUCUCCAAGCCUUUUGAGGGCGACACCCUUCAACAACAUGACCCUUGGGCUCGUGCCGCCAGCAAGUUGCCGGGUAAAGCUCCAACGUUUCCCAUUGGCAAUCCACUUGAUGAUGUUGCUCAGAAGGUGUUGGCCGAAGUCAUGUCCAAGAUGCCUCAGCCAGGAAUGGAAGUUGAUGGGGAUGAUUCGGCCAGUAGGAGGGUUGAAGUGCUUGAGCAACAGGUCAAUGAACUUCAAGGUCAGACCCAAGCACUGGCAAAGCAAGCACAGCAAAAUGCCCAGGACUCCCAGACCCAGUUCAGUGCCAUCCGAGGUGAAAUGCAACAGCAGGGUGCCCAUUUUGAGAAAGCCAUUGCCGCCCAGGCUUCGGCCAUGCAGGGUUUUCAGGACACCUUCCAGGAGCAAUUUCGCCAACAGGUUUGCCACCAGCAGACGAUGCUGGACAGCAUGUUCAGCAAGCAGAUGACACAGUUUGAGCACCUCUUGUCCAAGAGGCCCUUGGCUAUGUGGAUUCCCAGCCACUCUGGGUUGGAUUUUGUGAUCUUCUUGAUUUUGGGGCGGAUUGAUAGGGUGUCUGUCGCUCAGAUGCAACAGCACAGCCGAGAAGGUGGUUGGACUUGGACUUCUACCACCUGUGCUGCAGAUGCAGGGCAGCGCCUGUAUCGUUCUCGGUGCACAGGUGUUCGCAGAUGGUUUUUGCUGUUUUGGCUCUUUGGCCUUCUUCGCAUUGGCGAGGCUCUUCACCCUGGACCCAAUGAAAGCCAGCAGGAAACUUGGACUCUUGGGGUUGCUAAUCCCAGUGGGCUAAAUGGUAAGUUGGAUCAGGUCCAUCACUUGGAAGGUGACGCUUGGAUUUUCACUGAGACGCAGCUGUCUGCCAAAGGAGUGUCUGAUUUUGUCAAAGGUCUCAAGAUGCUCCGUAGUCCCUGGAAAUAUGCCAUUGCUGGGGCCCCUUGUCUGCGCCGAGCUUCUUCUGAUGUUGGUUCUCACUCUGGGGUCAUGUUCGUGUCCAAGUUUCCCUCCCGUGCCUUGACUCAUGGGUUUGAUGCAUCCACUUUUGACUCUGCCCGGCUUCAGGUUGUUGGUAUGGCCGUUGCUGAUCUGUGGAUUACUGCUGGUCUGUUGUAUGGACUUCCUUGCAAUGCACACCACAAGCAGGCCAGGUUCCAAACCGACUCCCUCCUUGCGGAAUUGGUGGACCGCAUAGGGUGUCAAACAGCUGGCCCUCGAGCCAUUGGAGGGGAUUUCAACUUUGGCCCUGAUGAACUGUCGCAGCUGGAUCGCUUACGCUCCCUGGGCUUCAGGGAAGUCCAGGAUUUACGUGCGUGGAGGUUUGGGGUUUCUGCUGAGGCCACUGGGAGGGGAUCCAGACGUAUUGAUCAGCUUUGGAUUUCGCCAGAAUUGCAACAUGCUUACCUAAGCACCAAUGUGGCUUUUGACCAUUGGGCUGAUCAUGCCGCAGUGACUGCCACCUUCUCUGUUCAGGGACUCCAACAAGUUCACAUGGCUUGGCAUGUUCCUCACCCCUUGCCGUGGCCGUCGGACUGGUCUUGUCAGGUUCAAGUGGAUUUUGCUUUGGGUGCCACUGCUGCCUAUGCUUCCUUUUGGGGUCAGGUGGAAACGCAAGCGAAGUGUCGUGUCCAGCAUGAUGGGUCUUUUGUCUCCAAGAAGCAAUGUGGUCGUGCUGGUGUUUUGUCUCCUGUUCCCACCAAGGAGUUUCUUUGUCCGAUGAAAAAGGGCCGCAGAGGGGAUCUCCAACCCACUUACUUUGGGGUCAGCCUGCAGCAUGCUCGAUACUUUCGACAGCUGAGACGUUUGCAAUCUUUGUGUCGUUUGUUGGCCAAGGGGGUUCAUUCGUGGAACGGGCAGCUCAACCGGGAUGAAACAUGGAAGGCUAUCCGUCAUGCUGCUGGCUUUGCUGGGGGCUUUGGACUUUGGUGCGGGGCACAUGGACUUUGCCCACUGGCCCUCUUUGAUGGAUUCCACAAGUUUGUUCGGCAGUAUGAAACAGAGCUCAUCAGAGCCCGUUACCAGUUUGCCAAGUCUCGGCGUGAGCAUAACCUGGCUUAUGUCUUUCAGGACUGCAAGGAUGACCCCUUGCCCCAGGCAGAUACGUUGGUUGACAGCUUGGUCGUUGGCGUUGAGGAGGUGCGAGAAGAGGAUGCUUCCUUGGUCUUGGUUCGACCUAGCCAGCUUCUGGAUGGCUUGCCGGUCGUUGUUGGUGGGCGUGUGGUUGAGGUGGUUGCGCACUCUGAGGAUCAGGUCUGGGUGGAUUCAGUUGGUGGCCUUGAAUCGGGAAUGUUCCUUACUCAAGAGAGGGCUGUGCAUACUGAUGAGGCCAUUUUGGCCCGUUUUGCUCAGGUGUGGGGGCCCAGAUGGCUGAAGAUGUCGCAUGUCCAGGAUGGGCAAUGGGAUCAGAUUUGUGGGUUUCUUUCACGAACCGUGCGGCCGUUGGACUGGUUGUGGCACCCAUGGACUGUUGACCGAUUCCGAUCUGCUGUGGCUCACAAGAAACCAAGGGCUGCAAAGGGGCCAGAUGGUGUCUCUAGAGCUGACCUCGCUGCCCUGCCUCCGGAAGCAUGUGAGGUGUUUUUGGACUUUUACCGUUCAGUUGAGGCAGGUCAUGAGUGGCCCACUCAAAUGGCAUCAGGUUUUGUUUCUAGUCUUGCCAAGACACCAACAGCACAGAAGGUGGAUGAGUUUCGUCCAGUGGUGGUUUACAGUUUGGCUUAUCGCAUCUGGUCCACAGAGCGAGCCCGUGAGGCCCUUCAGUCCAUUGCCCAGGUGUUGCCGGAAAGUGUCAGGGGAGGGGUGCCAGCCAGACAGGCGAAGUCAAUUUGGUAUGAGCUUGCGUCAGUCUUGGAAAUGGCCUACCUUAAUGAUGCACCGGUCCAUGGACUUUUGAUGGACAUCCAGAAAUGUUUCAAUAACAUACCACGCCAGCCUCUCUGGCAAGCGUUGAUUCUCAUGGGUUUUCCUGUUGCCACCUUGCGCCCCUGGGUCUCCUUUGUCUCGUCUCAGAGUCGUCGCUUUCGUGUUCGUCGGUCUGUUGGUGAGCCGUUGAUCUCGACAUGUGGCCUGCCGGAGGGGUGUGCCUUGUCUGUCUUUGGCAUGACUGUGGUUGACUGGAUGUUGGAUCUUUGGCUCCAAGCUCUUGAUGUCACUGUUGACUUGCGCACCUUUGUCGAUGACUGGGGGUUGUUGUUCCGAGAUGCCCAGGCCUUUCAACGCAUUUGGACUUCCCUGGAGACUUUCACUGGGCAAUUGGACUUAGCCCUGGACAUGGCCAAAACCAGGCUGUGGUCGACUGAUGCCAGUGCCCGCAAGGAAUUUAAGCAGACUGAUGUUAAAGUGGCUUUGUCAGCACGAAACUUGGGGGCACAUCAAAACUUCAGUCGCCAUUGUCACAAUGCUGAGCUCCAGAAACGCCUGGGAACUCUGCCGAGAGUUUGGGUUCGCUUGCGGGCGAGCCAUGGGCCGUACCGCCAUAAAUUGAGUGCAGUGCAAUUGCUGGCCUGGCCUCGAGCACUUCAUGGGGUCACUGUGGUUCAUGUUGGAGAGGCACAUUUCAAAACCUUGAGAUCAGGUGCCGUACGGGCUCUCCGGGCAGAUCGUAAAGGAGCCAAUCCCUACCUGCAUUUGGCAACUUCGGCAGUUCAAUCAGAUCCGGAAGGUUGGGCUAUCCUACAAACCCUGCGUGACACCAGGGAACUGGGCAGGGAAGACCAAGUCGAAUCUUUGCUUGGAUUGUUUGCUACCUCGUCUGACCGGCUUCCUGCCAAUGGCCCUACUGCAGUUUUGGCUGUGCGCUUGCAGAGGUUGGGCUGGGGUAUUGGCAGUCAUGGUUUGGUUCAAGAUCGGUUUGGCUCCUUUAGCCUUAUGCAAGUGGCUUGGGAUGAGUUGCUUUUGCGCUUUCGCCUUGCCUGGGGUUUUGUUCUGUCAGGUCAGGUGGCACACCGCCCCACUUUUGAUGGACUUGAGCAUGUCGACCUGCCGGAGCUCCAUCGCACGCUGAAGCAAUUCAGCCCAGCAGACCAGGUUUUCUUGCGCUGUCACUUGGAUGGUACUUUGUUCACCCAGAAUGCUAGGGCCAAGUUUCAGACGGGCGUCACUGACCAAUGUCCUUGGUGUUCCUCUCCUGAUGGAUUUCAUCAUCGGGCUUGGAUUUGCCCCCACUUUGCCUCGUGUCGGAGUCAUCUCACAGCUGCUCAACUUGAGGUUCUCCCCACUUUGCCUCCUUGUCUGCGUGAUCAUGGGUGGCCGAUCUUGUUGCCGGAGUGGGAGGUGUAUGCUGGGUUUUUGCUGCGGGAUGAUGGAUUUUCUAAGAUGUCACCAAUAGAUCCCCCAACUCAUGGUUUCCUUAAUCGGCUCGAGCUUUUUCUGGAUGGUACCUGUGCAUAUCCGCAGGAAACGCGGUUACGCUAUGCGGCAUGGGCCGUCACCAUGGUGUUGGGACCCGCCGGGUCGCUGGACAAUCAACUGUUGCUUGGAGGCCACGUGAGUGGGUUAUGCCAGUCUGCCUUCCGGGCGGAAUUGACAGCAGCGGUAAGGGCCAUCCAGUGGGCCGUGCAGAGAGGGCAGCCAGUCCGUCUAUGGUGCGACUGUCAAGGGGUCGUCAAUGGGAUACGCAAGUUGCUCCUGAAGAAACCUUUGAAGCGCAAUCGGCCCCAUUCAGAUUUGUGGGCGGCCAUGGAGGUGGCUCUUGGUGCGGGACGUGACUUGAUACAAGUCCGCAAAGUGGUGUCGCAUGGGGCCCUUGACUCUGCCACGGGGCCUUUGGAGUAUUGGGUUUACUGGCACAACAGUUUGACAGAUUGCGCCGCUGAAUCCAUCAACAAUCGAAGGGACUCAGGUUUUUGGGCAGCAUGGGAAGCGUUGCGUGGUGCACAAACUUUUCACCGGCAGUUGCACCAUGCGAUUCUUCGGGUGUUGCUCCAAUCGUCCAAACUGGCAGCGCAGGUGAAGCAGAAGCCUGAGCAGCAAGCACAGGUGGUGGCACCGGUUCAACCUAUGCCGGCACCGCCUUCACAAUGGGUCAUUGCGCCGGCACUUAUUCGGCGAUAUGGGCAGUUCAACAUUCAGGUGCUCCAUGAUUGGUGGACCACCAGUGGCAUUGAGAUGAUGCAAGGGUCUGAGCCACUGGUUUUCAUUUCUGGUAUACAGCUGUUUUAUGCUUUCAAUCUCAGUACUGGCUAUGUUGGACCGUGGUGUUUUCAACGGCGAUGGUACACGAGUGAGAGUGCAGUGCCGGAGAAGGGACGUGCCACCUGGGGCAAUCGCUGCAAACCAUUCUUGCUGAUGUGGAAGGCGUACCUCAAAAGCAACGGGGUGAUUUUGCCACAACGUUUGGCCAAGCCACGGUCAAUGGCACUUACCAAAUGGGUAGUGUGCUAUCGUGUCCGGUGGUCGUCGGCAAGGGUCGAUGAAAUUGACCGGAUCAUUCUCACCAAGCUUGGCCGCCAGGCUGCCACGCAGCAAGACGUGUGCAAUCUGACGCCGGCCAGAUGCGAGUGA
This is a messenger RNA of Cladocopium goreaui, 9171 nucleotides long. The record is from the annotation of a GenBank genome assembly. NCBI's taxonomy places the organism in Eukaryota, Dinophyceae, Suessiales, Symbiodiniaceae.